AUGGGGCUCGCCCCCCUCCUCGCCCUCUGCCUCUGGAGCCGGGUACUGGGUAAUGACAUUCUGGGGCUGAAGCUACCGAGCGACCCUGUCCUGACCCCCAACACGGUGUGCCUGACCCUGCCGGGGCUCAGCAAGCGCCAGAUGGGCCUGUGCGUACGUAGCCCAGAUGUGACCGCCUCGGCCCUGCAGGGCAUCCAACUCGCCACCCAGGAGUGUCAACACCAGCUGCGGGACCAGCGCUGGAACUGCUCCAGUCUGGAGGGGGCGGGCCAGGUGCUGCAGGACAGCGCCAUCCUCAAGAGAGGCUUCCGGGAAAGCGCCUUCACCUUCUCCCUGCUGGCGGCGGGCGUGAUGCACUCGGUGGCCACAGCCUGUAGCCUGGGCAAGCUGCAGGGCUGCGGCUGCGCGUGGGGGGAGCACGGCGGCCAGGAGAAGCAACGGCUGAAGCUGAGGCAGCUGCAGGCGCUGUCCCGGGGCAAGGGCCUCCCCCUUCACCUGGCCUCACUCCUGGGCGAGCCCGGCCCGCAGGACACCUGGCAGUGGGGCGGCUGCGGGCCCGACAUCAGCUUCGGGGAGCGCUUCUCCCGGGACUUCCUGGACUCACGAGAGGCGCCACGCGACAUCCAGGCCCGGAUGAGGAUCCACAACAACUGGGUGGGCAGGCAGGUGGUGGCGGAGAACAUGAAGCGCAAGUGCAAGUGCCACGGCACGUCGGGCAGCUGCCAGUUCCGCACGUGCUGGCCGGUGGCGCCCGAGUUCCGGCUGGUGGGCGCGGUGCUGCGGGAGCGGAUGCAACACGCCGCCUUCAUCAGCGCCCACAACCGCAACAGCGGCGUGUUCGGGCCGCGGCUGGGCCAGCGCCGCCUGGCCCGCGAGCUGGUCUUCUUCGAGAAAUCACCCGACUUCUGCGAGCACGACCCGGCGCUCGACUCGCCCGGCACCCGCGGCCGCGCCUGCAACCGCACCAGCCCCCGCACGGACGGGUGCGCCAGCCUGUGCUGCGGGCGAGGCCACAACCUCCUGCGCCAGACGCGCCGCGAGCGCUGCCGCUGCCACUUCCACUGGUGCUGCUCCGUGCUGUGCGAGCAGUGCCGGCACAGCACCUGGCUCAGCGUCUGCAAGUGA
Molecule: messenger RNA, 1125 nt
Organism: Emys orbicularis (European pond turtle)
Lineage: Eukaryota; Metazoa; Chordata; Testudines; Emydidae
Gene: WNT10B
Product: Wnt family member 10B
Exons: 4
Coding region: 1-1125 (374 amino acids)
Biological process (GO): cell fate commitment; multicellular organism development; neuron differentiation
Cellular component (GO): extracellular region
Molecular function (GO): frizzled binding; cytokine activity
Source: RefSeq, a predicted model, not a curated record